AACUUUUCCAAUGAAAGGUAGCUGGUAAUUUAGCUUAGAUAGAACCAACAUGCCACAUCUCUUCACUGCCAUAAAUAUAUAAACCUUCUCAAGCUUCAACCCUACUACUUUCAGCAAGAAAUCACUGAGGAAUAGGGAAGUGGCAAUGGUGCCAUUAAGCACUAGAAGUUACAAGAACAAGGAAGUAAACAGAGGGUCUUGGACAGCAGAAGAAGAUCAGAGACUGGCUCAAGUUAUUGAAGUCCAUGGCCCAAGAAAGUGGAAGUCUGUUGCAACCAAAGCAGGUCUAAACCGAUGUGGGAAGAGUUGCAGACUGAGAUGGAUGAACUAUCUUAGACCAAAUAUUAAGAGAGGCAAUAUAUCAGACCAAGAAGAGGACUUGAUACUCAGGCUUCAUAAACUCCUUGGAAACAGGUGGUCAUUGAUUGCCGGAAGACUGCCUGGUCGAACAGACAACGAGAUUAAGAAUUACUGGAACUCUCAUUUGAGCAAGAAGAUCAAGCAUAACGAGAGAUCACAAAAACAAAACAGACUACUUUCUGCAUCAUCAAAUCCAGCAGCACAAGAGUUGUCCUCCUCGUCCGAGCCUCAGAAUGUUGAGUUAAUGGAGAACCAUUCUGUACCAAUUGGAAUAGAAGAUGACAGCUCGAAACGCGAGGAGAACUACUUCUUCAAGUCCAUGAGCUAUAAUGGAUCAUCUGGAGAUGAGUUCUUGUUUGAUGGCUCAACUGCUGACGAGGGGCCUUUGAAUUUGGAGUGGAUGAAUAGAUUUCUAGAAAUGGAUGAGAGUUGGUUCACUCUGCAUGACAUUUGAGCCUCGUUUCAGUUUGUAGUUAAAGCACUUUCGACAAGGCCUUUUGCUAAUUCUAGGAAAAAUCCCACUCUAGAUUUUCUCCAUGUAUUCUUCACUGAGAUUUUUCCUUGCAUUAACAAAUUUAUGUUGGUCUUCUUUUAAAGCAAA
Molecule: messenger RNA, 961 nt
Organism: Rosa rugosa (rugosa rose)
Lineage: Eukaryota; Viridiplantae; Streptophyta; Magnoliopsida; Rosales; Rosaceae
Product: transcription factor WER-like
Exons: 3
Coding region: 146-814 (222 amino acids)
Source: RefSeq, a predicted model, not a curated record